Molecule: messenger RNA, 2931 nt
Organism: Chilo suppressalis (striped riceborer)
Lineage: Eukaryota; Metazoa; Arthropoda; Insecta; Lepidoptera; Crambidae
Source: the annotation of a GenBank genome assembly
GCCGCCGCAACGGCCGCGCGUACCUCUAUCGAACCGUUGCAAAGUGACGAACGCGCACGCGGUAACGUAAACAAUACGAGUCUCCUAUUAGAGGGUGCGGAUUAGCGAAACAAGUGACUAUCGUGAUUUUUUUCCACUGGACAAUAAUUCGACGAGUGUAUCGCACACCCUCGUAGGUUGUUUUAUGCCCUGUCAAGGGUUCGUGAAAUCCGCAGUGCUCGCUUGUCUAUGAUCCAGGCGCCAAUGAAAAUGCUAUUGCGAGUUAUGAUGUAUUAAGGACCUAGUGUAAAAAUAGCAAGAUGGGAAGCGGAAAGUUUGGUUUUAUGGCCAAGAAGGACAAAGUGUUCGUUAGUGAUUUGAAGACUGAGUUUAGUAUUAAGGAAAAAUGUCGCAAGAUACAGAAAAAACUAAAGAAGACUGAAAAACAGAAGACUGAUGUUGAUAAGCCAGAAAAGCCGAUAUGGUGGAACCAAUGCAGUGGUUUGAGUGAAAUAGACCAGUACCUAUGGAUGGUCGGCGGGUCCGCCGGCGCUUUGGCGCUGACGGGGGUAGCUGCUGCGUCAGCGUUCUACCUGAGCACCAGGCCGAAGCCAGAGAAGCCGCUCGUCACGUUACACGAACAGAGCCUUCUAGAACCGGGUCCAGAAAUGGUACGCGUAUCCAAAUUCUACAAAGAAGCAAAGAACGGGCGUUACCUGCGUUUCCUUCAUGAAGAUACCCGCACCCUUUAUGAAACCUUUCGCCGAGGAGUGAAAGAAUCCAAUAAUGGAAAUUGUUUGGGUUGGCGAGAGGGACCAAAUAAGCCAUAUAUUUGGCAAACAUAUAAUGAGACUUUACUCAGAGCGAAAAACUUUGGUUCCGGUCUUAUAUGCCAAGGGUUAACACCUGGUCAAAACACAUUUGUGGGUAUAUAUUCACAAAAUUGUCCCGAAUGGGUCAUGACUGAGCAGGCCGCCUACUGCUAUUCUAUGGUCAUAGUACCUUUGUACGAUACAUUAGGAGCUAACGCAUGUGCCUUCAUUGUUAAUCAAACUGAAAUGGCAGUGGUUAUAUGUGAAGACGACAAAAAAGCCAACCUUCUAUUAGAUCAGUCCCCUCGCUGCUUAAGGAAGCUGAUAACGAUCAAAGAAGUAUCUCCUUCAACACAUCAAAGAGCAAGGAGUCGUGGCGUAGAGAUUAUCAAGUUCAGUGACGUUGAAAUACAAGGCGCACAAAAAGACUAUCCUUGUGUUGCGCCCAAACCAGACAGUCUAUGCACAAUAUGCUACACGUCAGGCACAACUGGCAUGCCUAAAGGCGUUAUGUUAACACACGAGAACGUAGUGGCGUCGAUGUGCAGCGUGAUAAUGCAGUUGGGCGAGCAUCGACCGGCUAAAACUGACGUCAUGAUAUCCUUCCUGCCAUUAGCUCAUAUGCUGGAGCGGUGCUGUGAGAACGCUCUCUAUAUGAUGGGAGGUGCCGUCGGUUUCUAUAGUGGUGACAUUCGCCGUUUAGCCGAUGAUCUGAGUGCACUCAAACCGACAAUGAUGCCUGCCGUGCCCAGACUAUUGAAUAGGCUAUACGAUAAAGCGCAAUCCGAAAUAUCAAACUCGAAAAUAAAGAAGCUGCUGUUCAACAUGGCUUUGUCGGCGAAAGAAUCGGAAUUGAAAAGGGGCAUUGUUCGCGGAGACUCGAUAUGGGACAAGCUGGUGUUCCGCAAGGUGCGUGAGGGGAUGGGUGGCCGCCUGCGCAUCAUGGUGGUGGGCUCUGCGCCGCUGGCCGGCAACGUGCUCACCUUCGCGAGAUGUGCACUCGGAUGUCUGAUCGUGGAAGGCUACGGACAGACGGAAUGCACUGCGCCAGUGACUCUGACCGUUCAGGGCGACCAUGUCCCUGAACAUGUCGGGCCUCCCGUCGCUUGUUGUAAAGUGAAAUUAGUGGAUGUGCCCGAGAUGGAGUACUACGCGGCGCAGGGGCAAGGCGAAGUAUGCGUGCAGGGAGCCAACGUGUUUAAGGGCUAUUUCAAGGAGCCGGACAAGACGCACGAGGUCAUCGACCAGGACGGCUGGCACCAUACCGGCGACGUGGGCAAGUGGCUGCCGAACGGCACACUCAAGAUCAUCGACAGGAGAAAACACAUCUUCAAACUAUCACAAGGCGAAUACAUAGUUCCUGAAAAAAUUGAAAAUAUCUACAUUAGAAGUCAGUACGUUGAACAAGUCUUCGUGCACGGAGAAUCGCUGAAGUCAUGCGUAGUAGCAAUCGUGGUGCCCGACGUAGACGUGGUGAAGUGCUGGGCUCUAGAGAACGGCAUUAAAGGCACAUUCUCUUCACUAUGCGAGGACGAACGCGUCAAGAAAGUUAUAAUGGACGACAUGCUGCAGUGGGGCAAGACUGCCGGCUUGAAGACUUUCGAACAGGUCAAAGACGUUUACCUACACCCCGAUCCGUUCUCAGUGCAAAACGGACUACUCACUCCCACCUUGAAGGCGAAACGGCCAGAAAUCAGGAGUUACUUCAAACCGCAAAUAGAGGACAUGUACAAACAUCAAGUAUAACAUCAAGUUUAACGCCCUGAGAUAAAGUCGUAGCAUUUCCAUAUUGAUCGAAAUGUAUGCUCCAAACUUUCGUCCAUCAACAUAUGGAAGUUACAGUCGCCUAAGAGCAUAUAUUGAAAUUAAUAUUGGCAAGUAGUUUUUCUACUAAACACGUAGCAGACUAUUAAACAGAGAAAGUUGUGAAUGUCAAUGCUGUUUUGUUUAAAUUGAACAGACAGUAUUUUAUGAAUUCGAAAUUUUAGUACGGCACGACUUUCGUUCGUUUUGCGACACUGCCUUCUAUAAUUUCGUUAUUAAUUUUUAUGGACAAAUUGUUGUCAUUACAUUUAGUGACAUAAUAAUUAACAUUGAAUAUAAACAACAAGUUCCUCUAAGUAAAAUUUAUCAAUUUUCG